UAAAUAUCUGAUUAUAAGCUUAAUUCUGCAUGAUUGGCACAUGGGUUAAUUCCCGAACGCGGCGUGGUUGCAUGCCGCGCAAGGCUCUUGUCGAUGGACCUUGUUGACAUCUAGAUCAAAAAGACCCUGUUCUAAUAUAGGUAGUCAUUGGCUCUCUCAUUUGGGUUGCCUUCGUGACCUUGCUUGAGUCCCCCGGUUAUAAAGCUAGAAUGAGGUCGGAAGGUCCUAGGAACCUCACCGUCAGUUACGCCAUGCUCGCGAUGUCAAGGCUGGAAAGUUUUAACUGCUUACCGCUCCCGUUCACGGAUCUUCGGGAACCAUGACCGUCUUAUCAUACCUAUAGGUCGUCAUGUUCUCACAGAUGCUCCCCACGACGAGAGUCGGGCCGGGGAGUGAGGAUUAAGCGAGCCGUCUUCCCAGACAUCUCAGAGGCGUGGAAGUUGUUUGCGCGGGUACCUGAAUAUAAAUAUGUUAAGUAGAAUAUGUCGGUCGCGGCCUUGCCGCCGCCACGACUCCUUCACCUUAGUCGUAGAGCUGUUUAUCUACGCAUCGAGCUAGUGAAUCGUUACUUAUAGAGCGUUCGCCUAUGGUGGUAAUAUAGGGGUAUAGGCUAAAGUGACUAGGACUAUAAAUCUAUCUCACGCGCCACAACCACGGACCUACUAUACUAUCUACUCGAAAUUCAUAGACGGCGGUAUGGGGUUAAUUAUGCUGCAAUUUCUGAUUUUCGCCACUCUCUUUUCUCUAGGUUUUGCGGCUAGAAGCCCUGAGCUCGUUGAAGGCGCAUUUAUCAUUGAGCUGAAUAGUAGCGAGGUGGAAGACGGCAUUUAUCCGGAGCCCCUAGAUCGGCAUGCUGAAUUUCAUAAGCAUGCGGAGAAUUUGCCUUUUGAAUAUGCGGUUGCGCACGAGUACCGGUCUCCGGGGACCUAUGUCGGCUUGUCAAUCCGAGUCACUGGGAACAGUGACUCUGAAGCCGUUUCUGCCCAGCUCAAUGAUAUCCCCGGCGUGGUAUCGGUGAGCCCUGUGUAUGAAAUGUUCUUGUCGGAUCCUGGUCUCCCGGAGGGGUCGGUCAACUCAAAGAACCUAGAUCUUCCUUACGCAGAUACACCGGCAAUGCCGGCAGUAUCUCCGAAGUCCGAUGGAGAUCUCGCCUCGACUCAUAAAAUGGCAGGAGUUGCUAAGCUGCACCAGCUCGGAAUUAAAGGCAAGGGUGUUAAAGUAGGGAUUGUUGAUACCGGAGUCGAUUAUCGGCACCCAGCCCUGGGAGGCGGUGUUGGCGCCGACUUCAAGAUUGCUGGAGGUUGGUCCUGGCUAGCUGACAAUGGUACCGCGGUCGAGGACGAUAACUUUCUUACUACUUGUUACACGGCAGGCCAUGGAACGCAUGUUGCGGGAAUCGUUGGCAUGAACCCGCUUACAGAUGGAAAUAGAAAAUUGAAUAUUUCUGGUGUGGCCCCGGAAGCGACACUGUACAUUUAUAAAGUGUUUGACUGCUCGACACAUGGCGAGACAACUGAUCGUGUCAUGGCAGCGAUGUUACGAGCGCAAGCGGACGGUGUUGAUGUGAUAAGCAUGUCAUUAAGCAUUCAAGAGUCGUGGCAAGAUCGAGAUGAUCCCUUGAUGAAUGUUGCUGCGCGUUUGGUCGACUCGGGAAUCGCUGUUAUUGUUGCCCAAGGAAAUGAGGGCUCUGGCAGCAAGUAUGCCCCUCAAUUAUACCGAACAUCGACACCCGCGGAGCUUUCGUCUAUAAUAUCCGUUGGGUCAAUCGCCAACAAAAACUUCCCACUUGUUUAUGCUCUUACUGACUCCCAAGGUGCCACAAUACCUUACGCGUCUUUAUGGCCCAUCGAAUUCCCAGAUGGUCUUGAGGUCUACUUGCUCGAGAGUGGCUGUUCUGGAUCUAGUACUUGGAAUGAUGCUAUAUCGUCUUUAGACACCCAGGGGAAACUCAAUACGACGAUAAUCGCAUUUCCAAUAACAGACAGUUGUCGUUAUACCGGUGCUGGGAGUUGCUGCUCAAAUCGCAAUUUACGAUACAUAAUGGGACUGUACACUGAUACAUCAGACCCAUAUCACGUAGACUAUGAGAUGGCCUCCACCGGGUUCUUCGGUGACGGCUCUGUCCAAUACAUCGCGAUAAACGCGAAUGACAGCGCGACACUCUUGGCGAACCUGAAUAGUACCGAAUCCGACCAGUAUAAACUGUUUUUCAACGACUCUUCUUUCUCUAGCCCCCAACAGCACGUUGGUGGCCAAAUGGAUUAUUACUCGAGCUUUGGACCUAGUUACCUCACAUACGACUUAAAACCCCAAAUAUCAGCUCCGGGGGGCCAAAUCCUCUCGACUUGGCCAUUAGGAGACCAAGGUUAUUAUACUAUCCUUUCAGGGACGUCUAUGGCAACGCCGUUCAUUAGCGGCUGUUAUGCUUUAGUUAAGUCCCAAUUCCCGGAUCUAUCCGUUCGAGAAAUCCUUUCACUUCUACAGUCGACGUCAACUCCGGUUAGGUGGGUCUGGAACGACACCAUGACCGCGGGCACAUUUCAGCAAGGCGCCGGCUUGGUUAAUGCCUACAAAGCAAUUACGUAUAAAAGUCGCAUAUCGCCUGGUCAGCUUCUCGUAAGCGACACUUCUCGUACCGAGUAUGGUGUAGUAAACAUCACCAUCGAAAACCGUUCCGACUCGCCUAAAACAUACACGCUGUCUCAUGAAGGUGCCUCUUACUCCGAACCAAAUCCACCCAACAAUCCUGUCUAUUCGCAAGAGAAUCAACUUCCUGUUUAUGGAUCUGCCGAAUUUGAGUCGCCAACUGUCGAAAUUGCGGCGGGCGAAUCUGCAGUUGUCUCAUUCAGGAUCCUACCUCCCACCGUCGGCGUUAAACCCGAGCGGAUCCCUGUAUUUGGUGGUUUCGUCAAAGUAAACAGCGACGAUGAAGAAUUUAGUGUGCCAUACUCUGGUCCACCCUAUUCCUUAUAUAACGCGCGCUACUUCCACAUCGUCAACGCGACUGCGAACACAGUCCCUCAGCCACAAGUAUCCUACAAAUAUGGCGAUGAUUGGGUGGUCAACACCGGACUCCUCGAAGCCAACGCGACGCUAUCAUAUCGCUCGCUAAUCGGGCGCGACCAAUUCACGCGCGGAUAUCGCAUUGAUCUCGUGCCCGCCAACAUCAACGUGGUGCCGGAUUUAUACGGUUUCGAUCCAUCCAAGACAUAUGAUUACAUCCCACCUACCGCAACCCCGCCAACCAGGAUUUUCAAUUUUCCGUCUUACGGAACGCUGGUUAACUCAACGGAACUUCUAUCGCCGUCGACGUUCAAUUGGCCACUGGGUAAGGGUCUUACGGCUACUCUAGAAAAUGGAACUGAGUACUCGCCUGGUCCGGGCGAUUAUAGGUGGUUCGCUACUGUGCUGCGGUGGGGUGGUGAUCCUGGGUUGCUGGAAGACCAUGAAACUUGGCUGUCAGCUGUGAUUAGGUUUGUUGAUGGGCCGGUGAGCGAACCAUCGAGUACUUAGGGAAGAAGCUGGCAAAUCGUGAUGGGCCGUAUAGAAUAUUAUUUCUAACGAUUGCUGUGGUUUGCUGUGAUGUUUUCAGGAAUUGGUGUUGCUCUUUUUAUAGCAUCAGCAAUUUGAGUGGUUGACCCCCUGCAUUUAU
This is a messenger RNA of Hypoxylon trugodes, 3652 nucleotides long. Its product is annotated as subtilisin-like protein. The record is from RefSeq and is a predicted model, not a curated record. Gene Ontology annotation, biological process: proteolysis. Gene Ontology annotation, cellular component: membrane; cell wall. NCBI's taxonomy places the organism in Eukaryota, Fungi, Ascomycota, Sordariomycetes, Xylariales, Hypoxylaceae. The coding region runs from base 697 to 3513 and encodes 938 amino acids. Gene Ontology annotation, molecular function: serine-type endopeptidase activity. The transcript is spliced from 3 exons.